Messenger RNA from Penicillium malachiteum, 1542 nucleotides. Its product is annotated as acyl-CoA dehydrogenase family protein. Bases 1 to 1542 code for a protein of 513 amino acids. Gene Ontology annotation, molecular function: acyl-CoA dehydrogenase activity; flavin adenine dinucleotide binding; heme binding. The record is from RefSeq and is a predicted model, not a curated record. Lineage: Eukaryota; Fungi; Ascomycota; Eurotiomycetes; Eurotiales; Aspergillaceae. The transcript is spliced from 4 exons.
AUGCCUUCCGAAAUCCUCACCCGAGCUGAGGUUGCCAAACACAACACCGAAGACUCCCUUUGGUGCAUCAUCGACCACCGAGUAUAUGAUCUGACCGAUUUCCUUGACGCUCACCCAGGUGGGUCCGUGGUCCUGAACCAGGUGGCCGGACAAGACGCCACAGCCGAUUUCUACAACCUUCACCGACAGGAGGUUCUAGAGAAAUAUCGAGACCAGCUGUGCAUUGGAACGAUCGAGGGUGAGAAACCUGAAGUUAUUGAGCCUAAGAUUGGAGCUUUGAGUCCUGUGCCAUAUGCGGAACCACUUUGGUUGCGCCCCGAGUUUAAGAGUCCGUAUUUCAAGGAUAGUCACCGUCGAUUGCAGCAGGCUCUGCGCGAUUUCACGGAUAAAUAUGCUACACCUGAAGCCCAACAGAAGGAGAGCGAUGGUACCUAUAUCAGUCAGGAGUUGAUUGAUCGUAUGGCUGAAACUAAUAUUUUGGCUAUGCGUCUUGGUCCUGGAAAGCAUCUUCAUGGUCGGAAACUCAUGGGUGGAGUUGUUGAUGGAAAGGAUUUUGAUUAUUUCCAUGACAUGAUUGUCGCUCAGGAGGGCGUGCGCUCUAAUGCCCGAGGCUUUCAGGAUGGCAAUAUGGCUGGUAUGACUAUUAGUCUUACAGCCGUGCAGCAGUGGCUCCGAGAUCCUGUACUCAAAGAGCGAGUUACCGAAGAAGUCCUCUCCGGCAAGAAGAAGAUGUGUCUUGCUAUCACUGAGGCUUUUGCCGGUAGUGAUGUUGCGGGUCUGAAGACGACCGCCGAGAAGACGCCAGAUGGAAAGCACUACAUUAUUAAUGGAACCAAGAAGUGGAUUACCAACGGCAUGUUCGCAGACUAUUUCGUGACCGGAUGCAAGACAGAGAAGGGAUUCACAGUCCUCUUGAUCCCUCGUGACGACGGUGUUGAGACCAAGCAGAUUAAGACCUCAUACUCCACUGCAGCCGGUACUGCCUUCGUUCAGUUUGAGAAUGUCAAAGUCCCAGUGACCAACAUUCUUGGACAAGAACACAAAGGAUUCGCUGUGAUUAUGUCAAACUUCAACCACGAACGGUUCUACAUGUCAUGUGCUGUGAUCCGCUUUUCAAGAACGGUUGUAGAGGAGUGUCUCAAGUGGUGCAACCAACGUAUCGUAUUCGGAAAGAAAUUAAUCGAGCAACCUGUCAUGCGUCAAAAGCUUGCACACAUGAUCUCACUCGUCGAAUCACACCAGUCAUGGCUCGAGACCAUUGCCUACCAAAUGUGUAAUCUGAGCUAUGCCGAGCAGGCAAAGCACCUGGCUGGACCAAUCGGCCUGCUCAAGUCGAGCGCAACAAGAGCUGCCCAUGACAUCGCAGAUCACUCUGUCAAUAUCUUUGGUGGACGUGGUCUGACACAAUCAGGCAUGGGUAAGGUCGUGGAAGGUUUCCACCGUGGAUACAAGUUCGAUGCUAUUCUGGGUGGAACGGAGGAGAUCCUUGCUGAUUUGGGAGUUCGUCAAGCGGUAAAGAACUUCCCUAAGGCUAUGCUGUAG